Messenger RNA from Oncorhynchus kisutch (coho salmon), 1964 nucleotides. RefSeq names its product presenilin-1-like. Gene Ontology annotation, molecular function: aspartic endopeptidase activity, intramembrane cleaving. The record is from RefSeq and is a predicted model, not a curated record. NCBI's taxonomy places the organism in Eukaryota, Metazoa, Chordata, Actinopteri, Salmoniformes, Salmonidae. Gene Ontology annotation, biological process: protein processing; amyloid-beta formation; calcium ion homeostasis. Gene Ontology annotation, cellular component: membrane; gamma-secretase complex.
AUGGCUCACUUGGGAUACGUCAUCAGAAAUUUUGCAGCUGUGCCCUCCUCUGCCGUCGCUAACAUUCUAUCCACGAGUACCUCGGACAGUGAAGGGGACACCUACAAAGAGAGGACAGCUCAGGUGGCAUCCGAGAUACCGUCUGUGCCAUUUUACCAACAAGACCCCGACCAAACCCAGCCUGCAGACAUGGAGCCCAGGCGGCGCCUUAUGGCCCCAGAGCCUGCAGCUGAACCCCCCAGCCUGAACAGGAGUGCCACGGAGCAGGAGCACAUAGACCUGGAAGAAGACGAGGAGCUCACUCUUAAGUACGGCGCCAAGCAUGUCAUCAUGCUGUUUGUCCUCGUCACCCUUUGCAUGGUGGUCGUAGCCACCAUAAAGUCGGUCAGCUUCCACACUGAGAAGAACUUAGUGGUCAUGCUCUACAAGUACCGCUGCUACAAGUUCAUUCACGGAUGGCUCAUCCUGUCCUCGCUGAUGCUGCUCUUCUGGUUCAGCUUCAUGUACCUGGGGGAGGUAUUUAAAACCUACAACAUGGCCAUGAAUUACCCCACAGUAGCCUGGAACUUUGAGGCAGUGGGAAUGAUCUGCAUACACUGGAAGGGGCCCCUGCAGCUGCAGCAGGCCUACCUCAUCGCCCUCUUGGCCCUGGUGUUCAUCAAGUACCUGCCCGAGUGGUCCGCCUGGGUCAUUCUGGGAGCCAUCUCUGUCUACGAUUUGUUUGCAGUCUUGUGCCCCAAAGGUCCUCUAAGAAUGCUUGUGGAGACAGCACAGGAGCGUAACGAGCCCACCUUCCCUGCACUCAUGAACUGGGUUCUAAAGUUUGAACCUCUGCUGUGUCUGCCCGCCAGCUGUAUGAAUAACAUACAGCUGGGACGAGAAGUCAAGCUGGGACUGGGGGACUUCAUCUUCUACAGUGUGCUGGUGGGGAAGGCUGCCGCCACUGGAGGAGACUGGAACACCACGCUGGUCUGCUUCGUGUCCAUUCUCAUAGGACUCUGCCUCACUCUUCUGCUGCUGGCCAUAUACAAGAAGGGGAUGGGGGGGGUCUUCUACUUCUCUACAGAUAACCUGGUCCGCCCCUUUAUGGACAACCUCGCUGCCCAUCAGUUCUACAUCUGACUUCCCCUCUGGGGGUCAAUAGAAUGCACAACCCCCCCCACGCCUGUAAUGUUUUACACCAAUGGUAGUCUAAGCAAAGAUUUGAUUGGGGGGGGGGGCGCUAUAAUGCCUUUUAAUCAAAUUUUGUAUAUUUUGCUAACAGGUCACCACAAAUGAGGGUAUAAUGCAUCAAGGAUUGUUUCAUGGGGUCUUCAACGUGGCAGGUGUAUCUGUCUGUGAUUUUCCAGAUAUAGGAUGGUGUCAAUUUGUUUCUUCUCAUUUGAUAGGUCAAUUUUGAUAAGAUGCAGGUCAGAAAAACAGGACAUUGUGAAUGAUCAGGAGAAAUCACAUUUGUAUUACGCACUAUAGAUCAUUUUGAAUUAGGCAUUUAUGUCCCACUCAACCAACUUUGGGUUAUUUUGAGGAUAACUUGGCACUUCAAUAGUUCAAGUGAAGUGGUAACUUGAACAGUCAAGACAUGCUGCAGUGAUCAAUUCAGGUCAAAUCUCUUCUCAAGGCUACUGGUUUUUAAAGGGGCAGUGCAGUCCAAAACUUGAUUUAAUUAUAUUUUCCCACCAAGGUCAAAAUAACUCUGAAAUUGGGAAAAUUAUAAUUCCCUUUUAGUAUGAGGUUCCAUUUUUUUACUCCUGGAAUUUGCCUGUUCAGGUGGGAUGUCGUUUUUGGCCCCCACAGCAUGACAUCACAAUCCGAUCGGAUUAUUCUGACCAAUAACCCGUUCACAAAAAUGGUUAGCUCCUACAGACAGUGAAUCUGUCUGUCUGGGGCUUGCUAUAUAAAGCAGGCAUCGAGGUCAGAGUGUAUUUGGUGUUAUUUUCAUGAAAUAAAGUUGUUUUUUACACUGA